Hyaena hyaena (striped hyena) is the source of this 4573-nucleotide messenger RNA. It is a transcript of the gene PIBF1, whose product is annotated as progesterone immunomodulatory binding factor 1. The record is from RefSeq and is a predicted model, not a curated record. Bases 208 to 2481 code for a protein of 757 amino acids. Gene Ontology annotation, biological process: cilium assembly. NCBI's taxonomy places the organism in Eukaryota, Metazoa, Chordata, Mammalia, Carnivora, Hyaenidae. Gene Ontology annotation, cellular component: centriolar satellite. The transcript has 18 exons.
AAGUGGUUGUCUUGGUUACGGGCCCUAACGGUUCCCAGUCUGGGAUUCCUUGUUGAGGGGCUGCAACCUGAGCUUCUGUUCGGAGACGCUUGCAGGUCCUUGAGGUGGAGGUGGUGGGUGGCUGCUCCAGCCUUCGACGUGGAGUAAUUUGAGGCUUUCGAGAGAACUGAAAUAGAACUAGAGAGGAAAACUGACCCAUCAAUAAAGAUGUCUCGAAAAAUUGCCAAGGCAUCAAAAAAAGUGAACAUUUCUAGCUCUCUGGAGUCUGAAGAUAUUAGUCUAGAAACAACAGUUCCCACGGAUGAUAUUUCAUCAUCAGAAGAGCGAGAUGGUAAAAUUAAAAUCACCCAGCAACUAAUUGAACGUAAAGAACUACUUCAUAACAUUCAGUUACUGAAAAUAGAGCUAUCCCAGAAAAAUAUGAUGAUAGACAACUUGAAAGUGGAUUAUCUUACAAAGAUUGAAGAAUUAGAGGAGAAACUCAACGAUGCACUUCACCAGAAGCAGCUACUGACAUUGAGAUUAGACAAUCAAUUGACUUUUCAACAGAAGGAUGCCAGAAAAUAUCAAGAACUAAUGAAACAAGAAAUGGAAACGAUUUUAUUGAGACAGAAACAACUAGAAGAGACAAAUACUCAGCUAAGGGAGAAGGCAGGAGAUAUUCGUCGAAACCUGCGUGACUUUGAGUUGACAGAAGAGCAAUACAUGAAACUAAAAGGUUUUCCUGAAGAUCAGCUUUCUAUUCCUGAAUAUGUAUCUAUUCGGUUCUAUGAACUAGCAAAUCCAUUAAGAAAGGAAAUCUCUGAACUACGAGUGAAAAAGAAUGACCUAUCAGAAGAAUUGAGUGAAAACAAAGCCCAACUGAAACAACUGACAGAGUCUUAUGAUGAAGAUAGAAGAAAUUACUCUGAACUUCAAAUUAGAUGUCAACGUUUGGCCUUAGAAUUAGCUGACACAAAACAGUUAAUUCAGCAAGGUGACUACCGUCAAGUAAACUAUGAUAAAGUCAAAAAUGAGCGCGAUGCACUUGAACAGGAAAUAAUUGAGUUAAGGAGAAAAUAUGAAAUUCUUGAAGCCUCUCACAUAACUCAAGCUAAAGAAAGAAGUGAAUUAUCAAAAGAGGUAACCACCUUACAACAGACUGUUACUUUACUGCAAAAGGAUAAAGACUACCUCAAUCGCCAAAACAUGGAGCUUAGUGUUCGCUGUGCCCACGAAGAGGACCGCCUUGAAAGACUUCAGGUUCAACUUGAAGAAACCAAAAAGACUAGAGAAGAGAUGUAUGAAAAAUAUGUAACAUCCAGAGACCAUUAUAAAACCGAAUAUGAAAAUAAACUACAUGAUGAACUGGAACAAAUCAGAUUAAAAACUAAUCAAGAAAUUGAUCAACUUCGAAGUGCCUCUCGGGAAAUGUAUGAACGAGAAAACAGAAAUCUCCGAGAAGCAAGGGAUAAUGCUGUGGCUGAAAAGGACCGAGCAGUGAUGGCUGAAAAGAAUGCUUUAGAAAAACAUGAUCAGCUCUUAGACAGGUACAGAGAACUACAACUUAGUACAGAAAGCAAAGUAACAGAAUAUCUCCAUCAAAGUAAGUUAAAAUCUUUUGAAAGUGAGCGUGUUCAACUUAUACAAGAGGAAACUGCAAGAAAUCUCACACAAUGCCAAUUGGAAUGUGAAAAAUAUCAGAAAAAAUUAGAGGUUUUAACUAAAGAAUUUUAUAGUCUCCAAGCUUCUUCUGAAAAACGCAUUACUGAACUUGAAGCACGGAACUCUGAUCAUCAGGCAAGGCUCGACAUUUAUGAGAGAUUGGAAAAAGAGCUUGAUGAAAUAAUAAUGCAAACUGCAGAAAUUGAAAAUGAAGAUGAAGCUGAAAGGGUUCUUUUUUCCUAUGGCUAUGGUGCUAAUGUUCCCACAACAGCCAAAAGACGACUAAAGCAAAGUGUCCACUUGGCAAGAAGAGUGCUUCAGUUAGAAAAACAAAACUCAUUGGUUUUAAAAGACCUGGAACAUCAAAAGGACCAAGUAACACAGCUUUCACAAGAGCUUGGCAGGGCCAAUUCUCUGUUAAACCAGACUGAGCAACCUUACAGAUAUCUCAUUGAAUCAGUGCGUCAGAGAGAUUCUAAGAUCGAUUCGCUGAAAGAGCAUAUUACACAACUUGAGAAAGAUGUCAGCAAUUUGAAUAAAGAAAAGUCAGCGUUACUACAGAUGAAGAAUCAAAUGGCAUUAGAUUUAGAACAACUUCUAAAUCAUCGUGAGGAAUUGGCAGCAAUGAAACAGAUCGUCACUAAUAUGCGAAGUAAACGUUCUGAGGACCAGUUACUUCUUACUAAAACAGAAGCAAAAAAUAUGACAGAAGGUCAUAAAUCAAAGACUUUAAAUGUGCCCAGAGAACAUGAAGACAAUAUAUUUAUACCCAAACCAACACUCUUUACCAAAAAAGAAGCACCUGAGUGGUCUAAGAAACUAAAGAUGAAGACCUAGUGUUUUGGAUGGAUUUGGUAUAUCAUUAUUUACUCCUGAAGUUCUUUCUCUGCUGAACAAAAAGUUUAUCUUAAUCAUGUACUUGGCAUUUUUUUUAAAUAACUAAAGCUUAUUUUAACUGAAUCUUAAAUUAACAGAUUCCAGCCUAAGAAUCAAAAUGUAUAAAGUACAAACAAUAGUCUGCUUGGUAUUUGGUUUUAUCUAUUGUGUUACAAAAUAAAUAUCAUAUACUCUUAUGAUUUACAUUUUGGAGCUUUCAUAAUUCUCAAUGGAUUUUUAAAGUACAUGGCUUAUAAAUAUUUGGCUAAAUAUUGUUAUAUUGGUGAGUAUAUUUUCUAACUAUGUAAAUAUUAGGUUUAAAUGUCAUAAAACAAAUACCAAGACACCUCACAUUUUUAAAAAUUAAGAAUCAUUUGUGAAAUCUACUAGCAGACACUCCAAAUCCCCAAUGAUAGCGGUCGGAUAUCAUUGUAGGUGAAUAUGAAUUGCUGAUUAUUUCUUUGGGCUCUGUUUUUCCUGAUAUUUUAUAUGGUCAUUAAUCAAUAAAGCCUAGUAGAAAAUCUGUUUUUCCCUUGGUCGAGCAAAAAUUUGGUGGAAAGUCUCUUGGUACAUUGGUCUAAACAGUGCUGAUUCAGAUGCAGUAUGGACCAAAUUUCUAGUCAGUGAUUAAAAAAAUGAAUAGCAUUUUCUCUUUUUCUUGAUAUAAAAUAUGUUCCGUUUCUCAUUCAAGAGAUAAAACUUAAAGAAGAGGGGACAGGAGGGAAAUAGAGAAAGAAAAGAAAAAUACAUUUUUAUACAGCAGGUUUUCUCAGUCAGUGUUGAACAUAGUGGCUGGACGAUUCUUGUUCCGGGUGGAGUUGGUGGGGGCGUUUCUCUGCAGUGUGGGAUGCUAGCAUCUCUGGCCUCCACCACUAGAUGACAGUAGCACCACCCCCCUACCAACACCCCCAGUUCUGUUCAGCAGAAAUGUCUCUUGUCCUGGGGUAGCAGAGUCCCUCCCUAUUUCCUAGUGAAGAGCAAGUGAUAUCGAUGAUGAUUCUUGUAGAUAUGAAACACGAAUACUAUCUGUUAAAUGUGUUUUUUGAAAAUCAUAAUAGUACAUACCGUGAGUUGAGUAAAAGAAGAGAAAAAGCCUUUGAUAAGAUAUACUUAGAAAUCUAUCAUUGGCCUGAAGACCCUAAUCUCAUCUCCCCUCUUUCAUUUAGCUAAACAUCUUCUAACAUACCACGUACCACGUUCUGCAACAAGUUUGUGAAUAUGACCUUUCUUAGUCAUCCAUUUAAAAUCCAGAGUACUUAUAGGAUUCAUUAAAACUAUAUUAAUUUGUAGACAUAAUUUGUUUCCUUCUAAAAUGAUAGAAGAAAAUGUCUUCUUUUAUGUUCAAUUCUAAUUAUUAAUCUAAAACCAUUUUAUAAUUUUAGUCAAUGCAUCAUUAUAUGAUACUUUAAUAUAAAGGAAUACUGAUGGAUUGUCCAAGUUAAAGUAAUGAUGUGAACAAGGGCACAGAAGCAGGACAAUUAGGAGCUCAUUAAACAAAUAGAAACUGCAGAGAUGAAGAAAUUGAGGAAGUCUUCCUCCCUCCAAAUCCUUAAUAUUCUUCCCUCUUUCCUUCCUUUCAUUACUAGAUAUAAUUCCUUUUAAAAAAAAAAAAGAGAGUUCCUAUGAUCAUUUCUUAUCCAUAAUAUCUAUUAAUAAAUCUCAGAAUGUUUUGUUUUUAUUGAAUUAUAUUUGAUGUACUAGAAUGUGUUAGUUUCAGAUGUACAACAUAGGGAGCUGCUACUCUGACACAUGGUGGAAUGACCAUCGCAGUAGAUCUAGUUACCCUCUGUCAGCAUACAGUUAUUACAAUAUUGUUCACUGUAUUCCUUCAUUACAUCCCCAUGACUUACUUAUUUUAUUGUAUAACUAGAACAUUGCACCUCUAAUCUCUGUUACCUGUUUCACCCAUUCCUUAACUUCCUGUUAGAUUGUGAUAUGAAAGCUUCUUGGAAGACCUGCGGAUUUCUAAUUCAGAUGCCACUCCUAUCAGAAAGUCGUAUCUGUUCUACCAUAAUAUUCUGCAUUAAAUUCUCCGUACUUUAUCUCUCUUUAA